CCCGAGAGUCCCAGCGGACUACGUUUCCCAGCAGUCUUGGCGGUGAUUACACUGGGAGCGGAGAGAGGAGAUUGAUCAGAGCGGACUGGCAGUACAGACUGAUCUGGUUUGAGCGUUAGAGGAAGAUGAGGGUGAAGGAAAUCCUGAGGACGGCCACUCAGGCCUGGAGUCCUGCAGCCCACCAUCCUGCUUACCUGGCCUUAGGAACAUCGGCGCAGCAGUUAGAUGCGUCCUUCAACACCACGGCAGCUCUGGAGAUCUUUGAGAUGGACUUUGCAGACACAUCAAUGGACAUGAAGCUGAGAGGAUCUCUGUCCACCACUAACAGGUUCCACAGUCUCAUCUGGGUAACAUUUGAUAUGGGUGUGGACGGCUCGUCUGGCCGGCUGAUCGGAGGGGGUGAGAACGGCACUCUGACCGUCUACAGUCCAGAUGCCAUCCUGUCCAGCGCAGAUGACGCCGUCAUCGGGCAGUCCAGCAAACACACCGGCCCAGUACGGGCGCUCGACUACAACCCCUUUCAGAGUAAUCUGUUGGCGUCUGGAGCAAACGACUCCGAGAUUUAUAUCUGGGAUUUGAACAAUUUAAGUAAUCCAAUGACACCAGGCACAAAAUCACAGCUGAGUGAGCCGGUGGAGGACGUGUGUGUGGUUGCGUGGAAUAAACAGGUGCAGCACAUCCUGGCAUCUGCAGGUCCGAGUGGGAGAGCCGUGGUGUGGGACCUGAGGAAAAAUGAGCCCAUCAUCAAAAUCAGUGACCACAGCAACCGGAUGCACUGUUCAGGAAUGUUAUGGCACCCUGAAGUGGCCACUCAGAUGAUUUUGGCCUCGGAGGACGACCGACAGCCUGUUAUUCAGAUGUGGGACCUUCGCUUCGCCACAUCACCACUCAAAGUGCUGGAGAACCACACCAGAGGGAUUCUCUCUGUAUCGUGGAGUCAGGCCGAUCCAGAGCUGCUCCUCAGCAGUGCUAAAGACAACCGCAUCCUUUGCUGGAACCCCAACACUGGAGAGGUGAUCUACGAGCUGCCUACGGUCAAUCAGUGGUGUUUUGAUGUUCAGUGGUGCCCCCGAAACCCCGCCCUCCUGUCUGCCGCCUCGUUUGAUGGACACAUCAGUGUGUACACUGUGAUGGGCGGCUGUCUGGAGGCUCAGCAGUACAGCAGCGUGGAUAAGAUUUCGGGUGCGUUUGACCCAAGUGAUCCAUUCGGUACAGGUCAGGCCCUGCCUCCCCUGCAGGUCCCCCAGCCUACUGCAGCCCCCACCAUCAUCCCCCCCCUCAGGACCCCACCGAAGUGGGAGCGCAGACCCAUCGGAGCCUCCUUCACUUUUGGUGGUAAGUUGGUGACCUUUGAUAGCCCCAGAUCUGUCCAGCCUGCUCCUUCCCCCCAGCCCCCCCGGCAGGUGCAUGUGAGUCAGGUGAUCACGGAGGCAGAGUUUCUCCAGCGCUCACGGGAGCUCCAGGCCACCCUGCAGUCUGGCUCCUUCAUCAGCUACUGCCACAACAAGAUCUCUAGUGCCCCCUCUGAGGCCGAGCAGGAUAUCUGGAGGUUCCUACUGGUGAAUUUUGAGGACGAGGCUCGUGUUAAGUUCCUGCGGCUGUUGGGAUUCAGUAAAGACGAGCUGGAGAAAAAGAUCUCCUCGUGUCUGGGGAAGAAGCUACAGCCGAAUGGACACGCGCUGGACGUUAAUGACCUGGCGGAGAAGAUGCAGACCCUCUCAGCUCAGAGGGCAGAUGAUGGAAGUGAAUCUGCAGCGCCACCUACUGACUUCUUCAGCCAAAUACAGAAAGAGAAAACACCUUUCCACAUCCCAGUGUCUGCAGAUACAGAUGGUUUGAUCAGCCAAGCUCUGUUGGUGGGAAACUUUGAGGGGGCAGUGGAUCUGUGUCUGAGUGACGGACGCUAUGCUGAGGCCAUUCUGCUGUCCAUCAGUGGAGGAGAAGAGCUCCUGAAGAAAACUCAGCAGAGAUACCUCAACAAACAGACCAACAGGGUCUCAAUGCUGAUUUCGUCGGUGGUCACUCAAAACUGGACGGACAUUGUGCAGGACUGCGAGCUGGACAACUGGAAGGAGGCGUUAGCGGCACUGCUAACCUACGCUAACCCUGAGGAGUUCGCUCCACUCUGUGACACUCUGGGUUCUCGGUUGGAAGCUGGUGGAACAGAGAAGCGCUGUCUACAGGCCUGUCUGUGCUACAUCUGCUCUGGAAACAUCCACAAACUGGUGGAGUGCUGGAGCUCUCAGAGAGACUGUACUGCCCCCCUCAGUCUGGAGGACCUGGUGGAGAAGGUGAUGGUUCUAAGGAAGUCUAUAGAGCGUCUGAGGAACAGUGAAGUUACAGUGCAGAGCUCAGUUCUGGAGGAGAAACUCAUCCAUUACGCUAACAUACUGGCUAAUCAGGGCAGCCUGGAGACGGCACUGAGUUAUCUACCGCAGACAUCACAGCAGGCUGAAGUCCAGAUGCUGAGGGAGCGUCUUUCUCAUGCUCAGGGAGCAGCAGCUCAGCCUCAUCACCCUAAAGCUCCAGCAGCGGACGCUACACCUGCCCCCAGUAACACACACACAGCAGUGCCGCAGGAGCAGUUCCCUCCUGCAAUGCCCCUUCAGAUGCCCCAUGCAGGUCAGCCAGUGAUGCCCUCCGUGUUUACAUCCCAGGCUCCACCCACCAGUCACACACCAGGAGUGCCCCGCCCAGCCAGCAGACCUUCCUACCCACGAUACCCUGCUGCAGCUCCAGGAUUUUCACCCUCCCAGCCUGUAGGGAGCCCCGUGGUGUUUCCCCCUUCCAGCCUGUCUGGCCCUGUGCCCCCCUUGUCCUCUGCUCCAGGGGGUAUAGUGCCAGGAUCUCUGCCAGGCUCUGUGCCCAUGAUGCCCACUCCUCCAGCGCCCGGGUUCCUGCCUGCUGCCUCCCUGCCCCCUCUGCCCCCCAGUUCUCUUCCCGGGGGGCCCAUGCCCAUGUACUCCGGGCCAUCAGGGCCGCAGGGUGCUGCCCCGCCUCCCCUGGGCACUGCCCCCCCACCCACAGGUACAGUGUACCCACCCCCAGGGGUGGGGUACCCACAGGGAGGACCCGGAGCACCUGGAGCUAAAACCUACAGUCAAUCAGUUCCUCCACCUCCUACAGGUGCUCAUGAUGGCUGGAACGAUCCUCCUGCUGUUCGCAGCGGACCUAGAAGUAAAAAGAUUGCUGGAGAUUACACACCUCCUGCUCCCAUCACUGCCCCCGUCAUGAGCUUGUCUGCAGAGGGCGCUGUGCCUCAGGACAGAGUGCAGGUCCCACCUGGAGCCCCCCAGGAGCCCAGCCUACAGGUUCUUCAGCAGCUUCCUGCAGAGCGAGUGGAGCAGAAGGAGAUUCCAGCAGAGCACAUGAUCCUGAAGAGUACCUUCGACAGUUUAGUGCAGCGCUGUCAGCUCGCAGCUACAGACCCGCAAACUAAAAGGAAGCUGGAUGACGCCUCCAAACGAAUCGGCAGCUUGUAUGACAAACUCCGAGACCAGUUGCUGUCCCCCAGCAUCCUGUCCGGCCUGCACGAGAUCAGCCGCUGCGUGUCGGCCCGAAACUACCAGCGGGCCCUGGAGCUCCACACACAGGUGGUCAGCAGCAGCAACUUCAGCGAGAUCUCUGCCUUCAUGCCCGUCCUCAAAGUGCUCAUGACCAUCGGCAACAAGCUGGGGGUCUAACCCACCGGAUCACCACCCCCCAACCACAGUAUUAAUCACAGAAAAACACACAUAGGAUCAGAUAUGGACAUGUUUAUAUUGUUUUUUUUGUUUUGUUUUUUUGGAUCUGUGGAUGAACUUUGCUUUGAUGAUGAUUAGUAUGCUGAUUCUCCGGGAUGCAGAUACACUCUGAUUUAUUUUUUUUUAUUUUUUUAUUUGUUGUUGUUAUUAUUUUUCUGCUCUCUUCCCAAAGAAAGACGCAGAGUGGCGUCCCGGUCUGAGAGGUGUGUGUUCUGUGCUGGUGUUGAUGUGGUGACGGUAGCUGUAGUUGUUGUGUUAAAGUGACUGAAUGAUGGUUCGGUGUGUUCUUCACAGAUGCAGGAGCACGUUUGGCUGCUGGCACGUUUGUAUAAGGUUGACUGACGGUUUGUUUGAGGUUUCAUGCAGGAGAACGGCAGGUAUGACCGUUAGCGUCCCCUCCAGAUGAUAAAGCUUGAAAUAUAACACUCCAAAUGGAA
This is a messenger RNA of Pygocentrus nattereri (red-bellied piranha), 4180 nucleotides long. It is a transcript of the gene sec31b, whose product is annotated as SEC31 homolog B, COPII coat complex component. Bases 126 to 3683 code for a protein of 1185 amino acids. The record is from RefSeq and is a predicted model, not a curated record. Lineage: Eukaryota; Metazoa; Chordata; Actinopteri; Characiformes; Serrasalmidae. Gene Ontology annotation, molecular function: structural molecule activity; protein binding. Gene Ontology annotation, biological process: COPII-coated vesicle cargo loading; intracellular protein transport; endoplasmic reticulum to Golgi vesicle-mediated transport. Gene Ontology annotation, cellular component: endoplasmic reticulum exit site; COPII vesicle coat. The transcript is spliced from 27 exons.